AUUGUCUUAUAAACAUUAUUGAUUAUUUAAAAAAUGAUCGAGCGACUUUAUAUUCAUGUGUUAUGGUAAAUAGAAUAUGGUGUAAAACUUCAAUUCCAUUACUUUGGUGUCGACCAUUUGAACAUCAAAUGAUUGGUAAAGAAGUAAAAAUAUUACAUACAUAUAUUUCAUGUCUCAAUUUUCAUGAUAAAGCUCAAUUAAUUGAUCAUGGAAUUCAAUUACCUGAUAUGCCAAAUCCUAUAUUUGAUUAUCCAAAAUACUUGCGCGGAUUUGAUAAUGAAAAUUUUGAUCGUGCUAUUGAAGAAUGGAUGAUGAUGGUAUGUUUAACAAUGGAUUCAGAUUAUGAGAUUAGAAUUAAAUUAUGUAAUAGAAUCAUAGGAAACUUAUUGCUUAGUAGAACUAAUGGAUUAAGAGUUUUAAAAAUUGAUCGAGGAGAGAUAGAGGAUAGUUGUUUAAUGAACAUUGUGAAUUUAAAUACUGAAAUAUUUGAUAAAGAAAGUAAUUAUAAUUAUUAUUAUGAGGCAUUUAGUGAACUUGAAAGAUUUGAAUUAAAAUUUGAUAAUGAUGAUGAAGAGAAAUGGAUAUUAAAUUCCGAAUAUAAGGCAUUAAUUUGUAGUCAACUUGCUACUUACACUAGGUCUCUUUCACAUAUUACAAUAUCUAUUGAUCCAUUUCGAAGAUCACCACCACCACCAUUUAUAGUUUGUCCAUCAGUAUUUGAAUUAAUUAGUUCUCAGGAUAAGCUAAAAUUUUUAGAUAUAGAAGAAUUUUGGGAUGAAUUUACAUAUACGGCAGUAUUUUAUUCAUCUCUUCAAAGUCAAGCACAUUCAAUUACUCAUCUCACUUUAACAAAUUUAACCGAAUUUGAUUUAUUAUUAUCAGUAUUAGUAAGUUGCGUCAAUUUACAAACUUUAGAAUUUUUAAUGGUACCUGAACCAAAUAUGGAAUCUUUUGAUUAUAUUACAAAUCCACAAAGACCAUUAAGUGUUAAAAAAUUAAUUUCAUAUGAUGCGAGAAGUGAACCUCAAUUA
Dentiscutata heterogama is the source of this 1031-nucleotide messenger RNA. The record is from the annotation of a GenBank genome assembly. Lineage: Eukaryota; Fungi; Glomeromycota; Glomeromycetes; Diversisporales; Gigasporaceae.